Molecule: messenger RNA, 1200 nt
Organism: Kluyveromyces lactis
Lineage: Eukaryota; Fungi; Ascomycota; Saccharomycetes; Saccharomycetales; Saccharomycetaceae
Gene: ENT5
Product: Ent5p
Exons: 1
Coding region: 1-1200 (399 amino acids)
Biological process (GO): endocytosis; Golgi to endosome transport
Cellular component (GO): plasma membrane; endosome; clathrin vesicle coat
Molecular function (GO): clathrin binding; phospholipid binding
Source: RefSeq, a predicted model, not a curated record
AUGGAUUCUAUUUCUAAAAAGUUGGGUAAUUUGGGUCUGCAUGAUUUCAGAAAUGCUGCAAGAUUUGCACAGAACGUUAUAGUUCAGUAUGAACCAUACCAGAUCGAUAUUAGACGUGCUACGAAUACCGAUUCCUGGGGUCCAACUCCAAAACAUUUGGCUAAAGUGAUGAGACAUCGUUAUGAGGUUUCAAUGUUUUUGAUGACUGAAUAUACUUUGAAAAGAUUAGUCGAUCAUAUGGCUAAAAGACCUAAGAACAUGUACGAAAAGGCCAGAAAGCAGUACGUGAAUUACGGUAACGAAUGGAGAGUUGUGUUGAAAUGUUUGGUCUUGUUAGAGUAUUUAUUGAUGAGGUCAGAUAGGGGCAAAGAGACUGAUCAAGUGCUAUCCUGUUUACAAGCACAUAAACAUAUCUUAACCAAGGAAACGAUGCAGUAUCGUGUUGAUUUCAGUAGUGAUGGGAAGAUGGAAUUACAUGAGCGUGGUAUCAAGAAGAAAUGUGAACAUAUCAUCCAGUUGAUAGAGGAUACUUCUUACUUGAAACGCGAGCGUUCCAAGACCGCGGAAAAUACACAAAAAAUCGUUGCCGGAUCUGCCGGAUCUCGCUCAGAAUCUCUGUAUAACGAUAUUUCCAUCAAUGCAGACUCUUUCGCCGGAUCGUCUUCUACCAUUGAUGACUCGGACGACUUCGAAUAUGAACCUACUCCAACGGCUCACAGAGAUCGUAGAUCGUCUGCUGUGGACGAACAGAGAAGACAGAGAAGAGAGCUAUUACGAGAAAGAAUCCGUAACAGUGAACAUCAAAGAAAAGUCUCCGCGCAGGAACCAGAAAUCGAUCUAUUGGACUUCGAUGAUGCACCAGCUCCUGCUUCUCCUUCAAUCAACAAUAGCAAUAAUGCUAACGUAUUCGAGAGCUUCGGUGUUGAUGGUGAAGAUGAUGACGAUGAUGAAUUUGGUGAUUUUCAAAGUGAGAAAAGUCCAGUUCCACCUGCAUCUGGUAACUUUAACAGUUUUGGUAACGAUAAUAAUAAUAAUAAUAAUAAUAAUAAAACCUCUAAUAAUAAUGCUACAUUGAAUGAUCUUCUAGAUUUCGGUGGAUCUAGCAGCACCACGACGCCAGCCGCGACCAACAAUAACAACGCCAGCACGAAAUCCGAUGCUUUUGCUGAUCUAUUCUCUAUGUCCAAAAACCAAAUAUGA